Messenger RNA from Syzygium oleosum, 1492 nucleotides. Its product is annotated as factor of DNA methylation 1-like. NCBI's taxonomy places the organism in Eukaryota, Viridiplantae, Streptophyta, Magnoliopsida, Myrtales, Myrtaceae. The transcript is spliced from 6 exons. Bases 154 to 1167 code for a protein of 337 amino acids. The record is from RefSeq and is a predicted model, not a curated record. Gene Ontology annotation, biological process: gene silencing by siRNA-directed DNA methylation.
CGUUGCUUUCGCUCUCCGUUGGGGAUUAGCUGCGAUCCGAGCACGCGAGGCGGAAUUUCCCGAACCCACGAGGCGAGAUUUCCGCCGGUUCAAGCUCGAUCGCCGAAGCAAGCUCAAGAAGGAGGAGGUAAGAGGAUCGGAAACAAACGGGAGAUGGACUACAGCUCUGAAGAAGAUUCAGAUAUUAGUGAUUCUGAGAUAUUGGACCACAUAGACGGACCUUAUGAGUUGAAAUCCGGGAAGUACAAAGUUAAGGGCCCAAAUGGAAGCUUAAGAUGCCCUUCCUGUACGGGCAAGAAAGAGCAGGACUACAGGUAUGAAGAACUAUGUCAACAUGCGGCAGGAGUGGAUGAAGGUUCUGGGAAUAGAAGUGGCAAACGAAAGGCAUACCACCUUGCCUUGGCGGAGUACCUGGGGACAGACCUAGCCAGCGAGGCAGACCAAGCUCAAAGAAGACACAGAAUUGUUGCGCACCUAGCUAACGAGAUUGAUUUGACGAAUGAAAUUCUGGAGGAAUUACAGUCCGAGUAUAUUGAGAAGACUUUGUCACUGAGUAGGAUGCUUGAUGAAAAAGACAAGCUUCACUCUGCUUUUGUGGAAGAAAAAAGGAGGAUGCAACGCCUUCAACGUGACAUAAUACAAGGGAUAUUGUUAGAACAAGAGAAAAUUAGCAAUGAGUUGGAAAGGAAGAAAAGAAAGAUUGAUUGUUGGAGCAAAGAAUUGAACAAAAGUGAGGCCCUAACCGAGCGUGAGAGACAAAAGCUGGAUGAGGACAAGAAAAAGAACGAUGUCAAAAACAGUUCUAUCCAGUUAGCAUCAAGGGAGCAGAAAAGAGCUGAUGAAAAUGUCCUCAGGCUGGUGGAAGAACAAGAGAGGGAGAAAGAGGAGGCCCUGAGUAAGAUCCUUGAGUUGGAAGAGCAGCUUGACGGGAAGCACAAAUUGGAAAUUGGGAUUGAAGAGUUGAAAGGAAUAGUAGAAAUUAUGAAGCACCUUGAAGAUCAAGAUGAUGAAGCUGUUGAAGAAAAGAUGAUGGAGAUUAAUGAUGAACUGAAAGAGAGGGAGGAAAAGUUGACCAACUUGGAGGAUCUGAAUUCUGCCCUCAUUAGUGAAGAGCGCCAGAGCAAUGAAGAACUGCAAGAAGCUCGUAAGGAUUUGAUCCAGGGAUGAAUUUGUCUAAAGGAGGUCUGCCAGAGCUGAUGUUUUAGACUAUUCUUAUAGCGCUGCUGUCGCUAAUAUUGAUACUCUUGCUAUUAUUAUCAUCACUAGACAAUGGACUGCUUUGCUAUUAUUAUCAUCACUAGACAAUAGACUGCUUUGAACAUUAGGAUGUUCAUCUGUGUAUCGGAGCAUGGUUCCUCUUAAACGCUGGAAUUCCCAGAAUUUGCUUUCUUGCUUUGCCAUGGUAGCAAAUGGUGGGUGGGGGUUUGUGUUAAUUUGCGGUGAUCCUCUGAAGCCAUGUUAUUAGUAAUUCUUACAAAGCUUUCUUGGGUUA